Rubroshorea leprosula is the source of this 351-nucleotide messenger RNA. Lineage: Eukaryota; Viridiplantae; Streptophyta; Magnoliopsida; Malvales; Dipterocarpaceae. The record is from the annotation of a GenBank genome assembly.
CCAGGCAAACCCAACAACCUGGGUUCGCAAAACUUAAAAGGCAGCCAUAACAAACAAGCAAAAUGAACCAACCAGUGUUAAUAUGAAGGAGAAAAAGGCUCCUAGGUGCGAACCCAGCUCGUGGGUUCGCGCGAGGGUUCGCGAGGAACCCAAGCUCGUGGGUAGGAACCCAAGCUCGUGGGUGCGAACCCAGCUCGUGGGUGCGAACCCAGCUCGUGGGUGCGAACCCAGCUCGUGGGUGCGAACCCAGCUCGUGGGUGCGAACCCAGCUCGUGGGUUCGCACCUCGCGAACCCAGGCUCCUGGGUGCGAACCCACGAGCUGGGUUUGCGAGGAACCCAAGCUCCUAGGU